AUGCAUAGAUACCAAUCCAAACGGCCUCCUGGACCUGUAUUCUAUACAGGGAAAUACGAGAAGACAACCAGGGGAUACGUCCAGAAGAUCAAAUACUUUACUCCUGAUUCCCUGUUGCAUGCACCGUCAGCGCCAGCUCAGCAUAGCCAGCAAGCCCAAUUCGAUCACGAUGUAGACACAAUGGUCAUUGAUGAGUUUGCUGUCCCUUUUCACCAGAGAACGUCAGGCAAGAGCCAGAACGAUUAUCUGAGAGAAUGGGUUGCCCGCAGGGACAAGCAUCUUGAGGUAACUCUUGUCACAGAGGCCCCACCUCCUGGGAUGGUCUGUGUAGAUUGCGGCAAAAUGGCAUCCAAGUUCCGAUGCCUCGAUUGCGCCUUGCAGCCUGUAUAUUGUCGCGCCUGUUGCCACCAGACUCAUAGGAGGCUUCAUACCCAUCGGGUCCAAUACUGGAAUGGCCGCUAUUUCCGUACUGCCGGUCUCUGGGAGACAGGCUUGGUGUUGAAUUUGGGCCAUAAUGGAUCCCCUUGUCCCAACUUUGCGGAGUUCGAGGAACAAGAAAGUGAGAGGCAGGAUGCAAGUUGUGAGGCUGCAGAAGCCACAGGACCAGCGGCGCCCACCAGCCCUGUUGGCCAAACAUGGGCGGCGCCCGCACCCAUCCCAAUUGAUCUUGAUAUUCGAGUUCAAGCAGUGUCUGAUGACCUUCUCGGGGAAGAUGAGUCCAUGGAGGCUGAUGCAGAUGUCGGCAAUGAUGGCGAAGACAUCGAGACUGAACCAUCCGAUCAGGAUGGAGACAAUGGCGCGACCGAAGAAGAAGCUGACAACAACACUCAGGAACACUACAAAAGAACAAAGGGUUUCGGUACAGCUCCUCAACCUGACACAGAGGAUUCUCUGGGCAACCCCUUUGUGCUUGUCAUUGAAACAAACGGAAUUCACCAUCUUCCUUUGCAUUUAUGCACCUGUCCAGGAGCUGCGCCCACCAAUGAGCAGCUGUUGACUUCACAAUACCAAUCCAAACGGCCUCCUGGACCUGUAUUCUAUACAGGGAAAUACGAGAAGACAACCAGGGGAUACGUCCAGAAGAUCAAAUACUUUACUCCUGAUUCCCUGUUGCAUGCACCGUCAGCACCAGCUCAGCAUAGCCAGCAAGCCCAAUUCGAUCACGAUGUAGACACAAUGGUCAUUGAUGAGUUUGCUGUCCCUUUUCACCAGAGAACGUCAGGCAAGAGCCAGAACGAUUAUCUGAGAGAAUGGGUUGCCCGCAGGGACAAGCAUCUUGAGGUAACUCUUGUCACAGAGGCCCCACCUCCUGGGAUGGUCUGUGUAGAUUGCGGCAAAAUGGCAUCCAAGUUCCGAUGCCUCAAUUGCGCCUUGCAGCCUGUAUAUUGUCGCGCCUGUUGCCGCCAGACUCAUAGGAGGCUUCAUACCCAUUGGGUCCAAUACUGGAAUGGCCGCUAUUUCCGUACCGCCGGUCUCUGGGAGACAGGCUUGGUGUUGAAUUUGGGCCAUAAUGGAUCCCCUUGUCCCAACUUUGCGGAGUUUGAGGAACAAGAAAAUGAGAGGCAGGAUGCAAGUUGUGAGGCUGCAGAAGCCGCAGGACCAGCGGCGCCCACCAGCCCUGUUGGCCAAACAUGGGCGGCACCCGCACCCAUCCCAAUUGAUCUUGAUAUUCGAGUUCAAGCAGUGUCUGAUGACCUUCUCAGGGAAGAUGAGUCCAUGGAGGCUGAUGCAGAUGUCGGCGAUGAUGGCGAAGACAUCGAGACUGAACCAUCCGAUCAGGAUGGAGACAAUGGCGCAACCGAAGAAGAAGCUGACAACAACACUCAGGAACAAUACAAAAGAACAAAGGGUUUCGGUACAGCUCCUCAACCUGACACAGAGGAUUCUCUGGGCAACCCCUUUGUGCUUGUGAUUGAAACAAACGGAAUUCACCAUCUUCCUUUGCAUUUAUGCACCUGUCCAGGAGCUGCACCCACCGAUGAGCAGCUGUUGACUUCAUAG
Messenger RNA from Laccaria bicolor S238N-H82, 2001 nucleotides. RefSeq lists its product as uncharacterized. The transcript has 4 exons. The record is from RefSeq and is a predicted model, not a curated record. The coding region runs from base 1 to 2001 and encodes 666 amino acids. Lineage: Eukaryota; Fungi; Basidiomycota; Agaricomycetes; Agaricales; Hydnangiaceae.